This is a messenger RNA of Misgurnus anguillicaudatus (oriental weatherfish), 2891 nucleotides long. Its product is annotated as scavenger receptor cysteine-rich type 1 protein M130. Gene Ontology annotation, molecular function: serine-type endopeptidase activity. Gene Ontology annotation, biological process: zymogen activation. The record is from RefSeq and is a predicted model, not a curated record. Gene Ontology annotation, cellular component: plasma membrane. Lineage: Eukaryota; Metazoa; Chordata; Actinopteri; Cypriniformes; Cobitidae.
GAUAGUUUUUCAGACCAUGCCCAAUAUUUUUCUUAAUUAUUGCUUUGAUGAUGAGAAUGCUGGGUUAUAAAUAGAAGUAGACCGAUUAAUCGGUUUUGCCGAUUAAUUGGCACCGAUAGUUCAUUGGUGGAACGACCGACUAUCGGCAAAAAUCCAUGCGGUAGUUUUUCAUAUGAAAAAAUUUUGUUGCCGCAUUAGCAGAGAAACAACAGCAGGAACCUAAGUUUGUCGUCAAGGCUGAUAUGACGUUAAUAUUAGUAGUACCUCAAACAAAAAUGCACGCAGAUAAAUCCAACCCAAAUGUUUAAUGUCAUGAUUAUCACCAUACAUCUGCAUUAGUUUAUAUCAAGCUGGUUACUUUUAUUUAUGAUUUAGCCAGCUAGGCUGCAUAUUUUAAGUUUCCAUUUUAAAAACUAUCUGUCGAUUAAUCGUUAUCGCAAUACGGACCAACCUAGUUAUCGGUAUCUGUAAAAUCCACUAUUGGUCGACCUCUAGUUAUAAAGGGAUGAACUCAACCCACAGGAUUAUAAUUUAACACAUGAUGGGUUUUUUUUAACCCAUUUUGGGGUCAAAAAAGCAUUUCAUAGGUUUAUUUAACCACGUGGCUGGUUUUGUCCCUUUUUAAACCGAGGAUUGGUUGACUUGACAAAACCCAGUGUCUAGCACAUUUAUUAGAAUCUUGCGUUAACAACGCAUAGGUUGUGGGUUCAAAUCCGAGAGAUUCAGAGAACAUGCAUAAUGGUAAAAUGUGUUGCUUGAAUGCUUUUUCUGCCUAAUUUUUAAAUAUGCCUUUCUCUGAAUAUCAAAGCUGCAUCCGUCUGUCUUAACAUAACCCUUAUCUUAGCCUCUACUUUGGGUGGAUCUGCAUUCUGAAGCUGCAUUUGAUUCAUGUGACUGCAUUGCGUAUGUGUUUGUCAAGCGGAAAUUUUUCAAUAUUCCUCAAAUAACCAGUUAUCAUACGCGAAGGGGCAGAAACAGGAACAGGAAAGGCUGUGUUAAUGUGGUGUUUUGUAGGCUGUUGUGCAGUGGGCAUUGUUGCAGGCUGUUCAUUGCACACAUUAAACCACAGCUUUGACAGUUUUUAAUGUGUCAACAGUUUAACACGAGCCUUCAAAGUUUGAGGAAGCAAGCUCUUUAAGAAAAAACCUAAAUGUGUUCACAUGACAAAAGACUGUCAGGUUUUUUAAAGCAAAUGUCGGUUCAGUGCAAACUGACUGCUGUGCCAUAAUUAAAAUGUCGCUUGGAUAGAUUUCAGUGCAUGGUUGCAUUCUUGGAGGUCUGUGUUUUAAGUGUGUCAUUAAAUAUUUGUUGACAUGAUAUAAAUAUCCUUCUAACAAUUUAAUGCAUGUACAGUCCAGCAUUCAGUCAUUUCUGCUCAUUUGCAUAUUUUUAGUGUAGUGAGAAAGAGAGACAGGAAAAGCAGAAACGGAACUGUUUUAUCUUCACGUUAAACUACAGCCUCAGUGGCUCUCACAUUGGCAUAUAUGCUGUCGGUCAGUGGAGAUAAACCUUAUAUUCAUCCCACAAUAAAGGAGAAAAAUGCUGAGACCACUUCUUCACUUGAUCUUUGCCGUGCUUGUCAUCGCUGGAGAUGAAAUCCAAGUCAAACUGGUCGGUAAUUUGGGCAACUGCUUUGGGACAGUCGAGGUCUAUAUUGAUAACACGUGGAGAAUGGUUUGUGGAGAUGAAUGGGACAUUAUUAAGGCUGCUGUGGUGUGCAGACAGCUUGACUGUGGAAGAGCCGUCAUUGCCCAUGCCCUGUUUGGGAAUGGGAACGGUUCGACUUCAUUGCAUCAUGUCAGUUGUGAGGGAACUGAAUCUUCUAUUAGUGAGUGUUCAAACGAGACGCUUUGUUAUGAAGAUGCUGGAGUUAUGUGUUCAGCUUCUCUAGUGUUCAUCAUUGGUGCUGUGAUUAUAGCUUUAGUGCCUUCAUUAUCUAUCACAAUAAUUAUUAUCCUGUUGGUGAGGAAAAAGCGAAGAAUUCAAAAAAAGAAGAUAAGCGCCAGAGAUGCAGUAAAUAUGCAUGAAAUGCCCAGUGUAGAAAGAUAUGAAGUGAGGGAUGACGAUGAUGAUGACGACUAUGAAAAAGUUGACGUCCCUGGAGACCAUGAAGAUCUGGACUCAGAACAAGACUAUGUGGAUCUAGAUAAAGAUGAGCCUAAACAAGCCAGCGUGAAGUCGGAGGAUUCAGAACAGGACUAUGUGAAUAUAGAAAAAGAAGACUCAGAACAGGACUAUGUCAAUCUGGAAUCAGAUCAUUCAGACCAAGAUUACGUAAAUGUGGAUAUAGCAAACAACACAAUUACAGUAGAAAAUCGAUGAAAGCUGUUUUUAUAUCAAAUACAAGAGAACUGUGGCCUGGCUAGGAACGCAACACUAAGGUCAUGAUUUCCUGGAAAUACAGAACCUCCCACACUGGGUUAAACUAAAACAGGGGUUCUCAGAUUGGGCUCUGGGGACCCCUGGUGGUCAGCAACAGCCAGGAAGUCAUUUGCUAUAAAUGAUAAAAUUGUUCCAUACUAUUAAAAGGUGCAUAAAAGCUUUAAAGAUAACUUAAAAAAAGUGUAAAUACUGAGUCUAAAUACAAUUUGAACAAAAUGACCCUUGGUUUGAAAGUGGUGGGCCAUUAAUUCAAGUUGAAUUGUGUUUUUGUCAAUCACUGUGAAACAGGUCUAAAGUGUUUUAUUGCAGAACAAAACGGUGGUAAUAUCUAGUUAUUUUUUUCACCUGUAAAACGUUUGGCCUGAAAGGUGCGAGAACUAAAAGCAUAAAUGUAACAUUUUUGGCCUUUAUAUGACAAAGAUUAUAGACUAAGAUUCUUAGGUGUUUUUUUAAGAUUAUAUUUUUAAGAUUUUUUUAGGUGUAAAAUAAAAAUUGUGUUGGUGUUUGCA